Messenger RNA from Closterium sp. Naga37s-1, 1404 nucleotides. The record is from the annotation of a GenBank genome assembly. NCBI's taxonomy places the organism in Eukaryota, Viridiplantae, Streptophyta, Zygnematophyceae, Desmidiales, Closteriaceae.
AUGGCGUUCGCUUCCGCUGCUUCUAUCGCCCUGGCGCCUGCCGCCACGGUCGCCUGCGUUUCGUCCAAGAGCUCUUCACUAGCAGCUCGCAGCACUGCAGCUUUGGCCCUUCCGCUUUCCACAUCCUUCCGCGGGCUCCAGGUCGCUUCGGCGAAGAAAUCCGCUCGGGUUACCCUCCAGCCGCUUCGCAGCAGCGUUCGAGCCAACGUGGUGACGGAGCCAGCGACCAAGAUCAACUUCCCAGUCACUCUAGCGGCCCCUGGUGGUUCCAAGAACCUCUCGUUGCUGGGAACUGGGGUGCGGGAGAAGAAGCUUGGGCCCCUGGCGGUGAAGGUGUAUGGAGUGGGUGUAUACGCUGAACCGCAGCUGCUGGAUGUGCUGGCGGGCUGGAAGGGCAAGCCUACCGACAAAGCCUUCUUCGAUGCCGUCGCCUCCACGCCGUGUGAGAAGGCCAUAGUGAUUGUCCUGGCGCGCAACGUGGGGUCAGACCAGUUCUGGAACGCCCUCACAGAGGAGCUCGCCCCACGCCUCACAGCAGCUGGGGAGGGCCUGGGUGACUUGGAGGCGUUCGGACAGCUGUUCAAGGAGAGGUCGCUUAAGAAGAACACUGGGGUGUACAUCACCUGGCGUCAGCCAUCUACACUUCAGGUGGCAUUUGCUGACGAUGUGACUGCUGGGGGAGCUCCCUCUGCAGCUUCAGCCACUUUUGAGUCGCCCGGGCUUCUUGCUGCCCUCUUUGACAUCUACUUGGGUUCAGCUGCAGAAGCUUUCCGCUACCAGAUCCUGAGCAACAUGAAUCCCGAAUAUGAUUACUUGUUCAAGUUGUUGCUGAUUGGUGAUUCUGGAGUCGGAAAGUCCUGCCUCCUUUUACGAUUCGCGGACGAUUCCUAUCUCGAAAGCUACAUCAGUACAAUCGGAGUUGACUUUAAAAUCCGUACUGUCGAGCUCGACGGCAAGACUAUCAAGCUUCAAAUUUGGGAUACUGCAGGUCAGGAGCGUUUCAGAACGAUCACAAGUAGUUACUACCGCGGUGCUCACGGCAUCAUUGUUGUUUACGACGUCACAGAUCAGGAAAGCUUUAACAAUGUAAAGCAAUGGUUGAACGAGAUUGACCGUUACGCCAGCGAGAACGUUAACAAGCUCUUGGUCGGAAACAAGUGCGACUUGACAAACAAAAGGGUUGUGGACUACGCGACUGCAAAGGCAUUUGCAGACGAAAUUGGCAUCCCAUUCUUAGAAACGAGUGCGAAGAAUGCCACAAACGUCGAGCAGGCUUUCAUGACCAUGGCUGCUGAGAUCAAGAACAGGAUGGCGAGUCAGCCAGCCCUCGGGAACAAGGGUGGUGGUCAGACUGUGCGCCCUGGAGAAAGCAGGCCGUUGCAACAGAACACCAAUUGCUGCUAG